Capsicum annuum is the source of this 384-nucleotide messenger RNA. RefSeq lists its product as uncharacterized. The transcript has 2 exons. The record is from RefSeq and is a predicted model, not a curated record. The coding region runs from base 1 to 384 and encodes 127 amino acids. NCBI's taxonomy places the organism in Eukaryota, Viridiplantae, Streptophyta, Magnoliopsida, Solanales, Solanaceae.
AUGGAGUUAGCAGCCUAUCAGCGGAAGGAUGUGGCAAAUCAAUGGUAUAAUGAGUGGGAGGAUUCAAAGGGUAGUGAUGCUGAGUCUUCUGUGUGGGGUGAUUUUGUGGAGGCUUUUCUGAAUCAAUUCUUUCCCCAAGAAUUGAGGGAAUCCAAGGUUGAAGAGCUUAUGAACUUAAAGCAAGGGAAGAUGAGUGUAAAGGAUUACACCUUAAAGUUCAAUCAAUUAUCCUGCUAUGCCUCAAAAUUGGUAGGUAACAUGAGAGCCCGCAUGAGAAAGUUUGCAUCUGAUCUUUCAGAUGAUUUGAUUAAAGAGCAGAAGAAGAGGGUUACUGAAGCAUGGGAGAAGGACAGGAAAGCAAUGAGGGCCAAACCUGUGGACUAG